ACGGUGAAAGAAUCGGGAUUUCCCUUUCAUCACAAUGAUAUGUUAUUUGUUUAUAGCUUCUAGGUUUGGAACAAAUAAAAUGCACAUGAUUGUUGACUACAAAUCACGACUGCACCAAAUGGUAAUGAUCCUUGUACAUAACUAUCAUUCUGAACGCGGCGCAUACUUUGACCAAGUGUCAGAUUUUCCUGGGCUCCCUCUCGUAGACUGAAUGUAAACACCAACUGCGACUUUGUUUACAAGGCAUGAUUUUCAACGGGAACUUUUGCGCCAAGACACCGGUGAGGAUUUACUCCAACGGGUUUGAUAAUUCUGUCUUUGAAGUAAUCGUUCACAUACAUCAAAGGACGACAUUAGUUGUGAUUUCUGAAAACAUCAUCGCUAAAUGUCAAUGCAUCGCUUGAACUGCCAGACGAUAGUAUGAAAUCGGAUGUCAACACGAUGGAUUCAAAGUUUCGUUCAGAAGGCAGGCAUUAUUUACAAAAGCGGCGGUUAUCAUCGAAAGCUAUGAAUGGGGGUUUCGAUGAAGCCGAUCUAAACCUUGCCAUCCAGGAAAGUUUAAAGUAUGCUAAAGGACAGAAAGAUCCCGAUGUGAAGAAAGAUUCAGACAACAACCAAAAUACACUCUGUGGUCGCCCGCCGCUGUCAACCGAAGAUCACAACGCCCUGACGAGAAUGACCGGGAAAUUGUUGAAUGCGGACGGCUCGCAUCCGAAUGAAAAUAAACAGUUGAAGGACCUGUUACUUCUUCACAUUGAAUUAAUUCAGCACCAACAGGAUAUGAUAUCAAAAAGAGACAAAGAGAUCAAAACGCUAAAGUCGGAGAAAAACGCGUUACAAUGUCGCUUGGAGCGAAUGGAGCGUCGGAUGUCAAUACUCAAACAGAAGGAGGAAUCCCAUGAUACUCACGUGGCGCGGGAAGCGGCUAUUGAGGCGGCCUUGGCGAUCCCCCCAGACAAGGGGGUCAAAAGGAAAGCACAUCAAUCAGCAACAGAGAAAGAUGGUCUUCCUAGCAAGCGGGCUGCACUAGAUAAGGAAUCUCCGCGUAACCUUGGAAACCGAUCUGUGCACAGAACUGUAACAAAGACUGUGACCAAGUCCCAGCUGGAGGUGGCCGAGUCUGACAUUGAUGAUGAUGAUGAUGAUGAUGAUGAUUCGGACAAGGAGGUUGUUAUGGAAGGGGAGGAAACUCUGUUAAAGACAGACUGCACAUAUCACGUGACAUGUUGUGAAGCAAGGUCACGGACUAUUGACAAUAUUUCGUAUCCAAAUUUGUGUCGGAGUGCACGAUCACAGACCUUAGUUGAAACACCCACUUGGAGGUUCAACAAAAUAACAAACUUGUACCAACUUGAAGGGACAGAGAACCUGGAAGACGAGGUAUUUAUAAAACGACAUCAAAAGCCUGAGCUUGAAGAAAGGAGAAGAAAAAGAUGGGACUUGCAGCAGCUACGUGAACAGCGGAAUCUGCUGCGUCUGAAAGAAAAGGAACAGCGAAUUGUCCACAAUACCAAAGAAGAUGACGAGAGUCAUGUGGAGUCAUUCAUCCCUUGUCUGGAUGAUAUCACUCAUAUUGAGGUGGGAGAGAGGCUCACAGUAACAGCGUUCGGACAACCUAUCCCCCAUAUGAAGCCAUUAGAAUUUGAACUUCCCUGGGAGACCAACCGCCAGUGUACGUUAGCAUCUAGGAAAUCUACUGUGUACCGUCCCAGGAGGAGAUGAUAGGUGCUGGACCUUAUAUUGUACUAACCUCAGUAACUAGCCCGGUCUAAUGUGACUAGCCUGGUCUUUUGGACUAACCCGGUCUAAUGUGACUGGCCUGGUCCUGUGGGACUAACCCGGUCUAAUGUGACUGGCCUGGUCUUUGGGACGAGCCUGGUCUUAUGUGACUAGCCUGGUCUUGUACGACUUGUUAGUUGUGUAAGUGUUCUCAUGUGACCAGCCUGGUCUCGUGUGACUGGCUGAGCUGGUCUCAUGUGACUGACAAGCCUGGUUCUAUGUGACUAGCCUGGUCUCGUGUGACUGACAAGCCUGGUCUCUGUGUGACUAGCCUGGUCUCGUGUGACUGGCUGAGCUGGUCUCGUGUGACUGACAAGCCUGGUUCUGUGUGACUAGCCUGGUCUCGUGUGACUGACAAGCCUGGUUCUAUGUGACUAGCCUGGUCUCGUGUGACUGGCUGAGCUGGUCUCGUGUGACUGACAAGCC
Haliotis rufescens (red abalone) is the source of this 2205-nucleotide messenger RNA. Its product is annotated as male-specific lethal 1 homolog. Lineage: Eukaryota; Metazoa; Mollusca; Gastropoda; Lepetellida; Haliotidae. The record is from RefSeq and is a predicted model, not a curated record. The transcript is spliced from 8 exons. The coding region runs from base 421 to 1722 and encodes 433 amino acids. Gene Ontology annotation, cellular component: MSL complex.